AUGACCAUUUCACAAGUGACUCAUGACUCUAUGACCGAAUUUCAAGCGAAACCUGUGGAGGAGAACAUAGACUAUGCAGCAUUGAUGCAUCAUAAACUGCAUCUAGAGAGGAAGUUGGAACAACAAAGACAUUUUACACAACAACUACAUCUGCUCUAUGCCGAAUUGGGAAAGAGCCACAAUUACGACGAAUUUAUCAAUGUAUUGACCGAGAAUAGACCGCUACUCCGUGAAAUAUUUACCCUAGAGGGUUCCAAGAUGAGAAACAGGACGUUGAAGCAGAAAGUGGACGUAGAUUGGAGUAAAUACGGAUUGGAUAUUUCCGAAUACAUAUGUGACAAUGAGGAAUUAUGGGGCCUCUUUGAAGAUGGGUUAUUGUAG
This is a messenger RNA of Naumovozyma castellii, 381 nucleotides long. It is a transcript of the gene AHC2, whose product is annotated as Ahc2p. NCBI's taxonomy places the organism in Eukaryota, Fungi, Ascomycota, Saccharomycetes, Saccharomycetales, Saccharomycetaceae. The record is from RefSeq and is a predicted model, not a curated record. The transcript has a single exon. Bases 1 to 381 code for a protein of 126 amino acids.